This is a messenger RNA of Macrosiphum euphorbiae (potato aphid), 669 nucleotides long. Lineage: Eukaryota; Metazoa; Arthropoda; Insecta; Hemiptera; Aphididae. The record is from the annotation of a GenBank genome assembly.
AUGCUUUCCCCGUUAUGCGGCACAGAAGCUCAUAAAACAAAAAAUUGUAUGGUUUGCAGAAACAAGGCAAGUAUGUUCUGUUGUUUAUAUCAUCUAGAGAAUCGGUCAUUGUGGUUGGAUUUCGUCACCGAAAAGUUUCGGGGAAAACCUAAAUGGCUGAUACCUCUAUUAGCUAGGUAUUCAAGCUGUGACUUUGAGUAUUUUUUUAGGAAAAUUUAUCAGUUUGUGUAUAGAUUAGAAUGUGAUAGGGCUCAUGCUAACUGGAACUUCUAUUUGGCGUGCAGUAGUCUGGUUUUCGAUAAUGUUUCAGGGCCGAGAUAUUUUGAAAAUCUAGCUUCUAAAACUUAUAACUCUAAACGUUUACAUGACGAGGACCUGGAAUUGAAGAGCGUCCAGAUAGGAGGUAAUUAUUGGCACAGUUUAAUAUUCAGAAUUUUCCUCAAGUCAUGUGAUCGCUCGGAUUUAAAAGUUUUAGAUUACUUAGAUUUACAUAAUAAACUAGGUCCUGAAAUAAAAAAAAAUCAGAAAAAUAUUUUGUUCCAGUUAGAUAUUGAAUUCGAUGAUACAAAAGUCAGAGCUUUAUAUCUCGAUCGUGCGUAUACUUUUGGGGAAACAUAUAGGGAAGACCGCGUUCGUGAGCGAUUAUCUGCUGAGGAGGAGACUUGGUAA